This is a messenger RNA of Ceutorhynchus assimilis (cabbage seed weevil), 435 nucleotides long. The record is from the annotation of a GenBank genome assembly. NCBI's taxonomy places the organism in Eukaryota, Metazoa, Arthropoda, Insecta, Coleoptera, Curculionidae.
AUGGGUGAGAAUUUUGAUGUGGAUCUCUCCAAGAAUCUCCUGGAGAUGAAAUUUAUGAAAAAAACCAAAGAACAAGUACUAAAAAAACGAGACGAUGCCGAGGGUCAAGCCAUGUACUCCAAGCAGAUCAGUGAUAAGAUGCGGAAAAGUGAUGGUGAUAUAAUAUUCCGACAGGCUAGCAUUUCCAACUGCAAAAACUUGGUAGAAGGAAGACUGUCUUUUGGAGGUAUGAACCGUGUAGUUGAAAAAUUGAUGGAAAGCGACUACAAUAAAAAGUACUUUGAUGCAGAGAAACGCAAAGAAAAGGAUGUAUCUGAUGAACAAAUGGCCAAAGAAUACUCUACAGUAGUUGACACUCUUAACAAAAAGUUUAGACCCAAAAAACAGAGGAACCAGAAAUUUCAAAAACCUUCAACCACAGAACCACUUGUAUGA